Messenger RNA from Colletotrichum orchidophilum, 690 nucleotides. RefSeq names its product Mpv17/PMP22 family protein. Bases 1 to 690 code for a protein of 229 amino acids. The record is from RefSeq and is a predicted model, not a curated record. NCBI's taxonomy places the organism in Eukaryota, Fungi, Ascomycota, Sordariomycetes, Glomerellales, Glomerellaceae. The transcript has 3 exons. Gene Ontology annotation, cellular component: cytoplasm; membrane.
AUGGCGCUUCCUCCUAUCGUCACUGCAACUUUACAGUCAGCCGCCCUCAGCGGCACUUCGAACAUACUGGCCCAGGUCCUGACGGCCUACCAGACCGAUCAACAACUUGUCAUCGACUGGGUCCCCGUCUUCCAGUUCAUCAUCUUCACCAUCCUCAGCACGCCGCCAAAUUUCUUGUGGCAAGGCUUCCUCGAAGAAAGCUUUCCAGCCUACCACAUCUCACCCACCAAGAAGGCCAUCGCCUCGGCCGCAGCCAACAAUGAGAAGGAGCUCGACCGUGAGGCGCGCGAGGACCAGCUCGUGGAGCCGAAGCUGAAUAUCCGCAACACGCUCAUCAAGCUAUUCCUCGACCAGACCGUUGGCGCCGCCCUCAACACCCUCGCCUUCAGCAUGUUCAUGCAUAGCAUCAAGAUCGCCAUGAUCCGCCCGGAGCACCUCGCGGCCGCGCAGCACUCGGGCACUUUCCUGUUCUCGCGCGGUGCCAUCGACUACAGCAACGUCGACUGGCGGUCCGUUGUCCACAAGAGCCAGCUCGAGUUCGUGCCCAUCUUCAUCGCAGGUCUGAAGCUGUGGCCUGUGGUCAGCCUGGUCAACUUUGCUUUCAUCAAGAGCAUCGAGGGCAGAAACUUGGUUGGUUCCCUCGCAGGUGUUGCUUGGGGUAUUUACAUGAGUCUGGUUGCUGCUAGAUAA